Perognathus longimembris pacificus (Pacific pocket mouse) is the source of this 3048-nucleotide messenger RNA. It is a transcript of the gene Pom121l2, whose product is annotated as POM121 transmembrane nucleoporin like 2. Gene Ontology annotation, molecular function: structural constituent of nuclear pore. Gene Ontology annotation, cellular component: nuclear pore. Gene Ontology annotation, biological process: RNA export from nucleus; protein import into nucleus. The transcript has a single exon. NCBI's taxonomy places the organism in Eukaryota, Metazoa, Chordata, Mammalia, Rodentia, Heteromyidae. The record is from RefSeq and is a predicted model, not a curated record. The coding region runs from base 1 to 3048 and encodes 1015 amino acids.
AUGGGCAGUUUUCUGGGCAAAGCGGGAUCCUCACCAUCGUCCCCCACCCAGGUACACAGUGACUGGCCCGAGAUGCCCAAGAACCGCCGGCCAGCUCAGCCCCUUAACCAAGUCCAUCGAGUUCAGCACGUCCACCGUGCCCACCCUGCCCCUCGGUACAGACCUGCCAGGAGGCCACCACAUUGGGAUCCUUCCAAUCCUAGUGCGUUUGUCAAUGAAGCUUGGAGGCGCUUUCCCAUGAAGAAGUUCCAGAACUCCAUCAUGGGACCUCUUCCUUCAGAUUGGUGGGAAAGUUACCUUAAGCGGAGUAUUUGGUCUCUUCGGCACCCCAGAGCUACCUGGAGUCCAGUGACUGUGAAGAUCACCCCCCCUACGCAGAGAGGGCGCCCCUCCGCUUUCCGGGAAAAUGUGAUUGACUCUAAGAGACCCUCAGAGGAGCCAGCAGACCCUUGUGCAAAAGAGACAGUGCUGAGGGCCCUCAUGGAGUGUAAGAAAGGGAGACUGAGGCUGGAAGACCCAGCAUCCUCUGAGUGUUUGGAUAGCAAGAAGAGGAGUUCCGAGACCAGAUCAUCCGCCUUUAAACCUCUAAGGAAAAAUGCAGUCAUUUCUUUUGUGCCCAGGCCGGGGCCUCUGAAAAGGAGCCUCCAUUGGUGCAGCGCAGAUCACAGUUUGAAGAAGCGCAAUUGUUCCUCCAUAUACCGACGAGGCCCGCGCAGCACAAAAAGAAAUGCGAUUAGCAGCUCUUACAGCUCUACCACAGAUUUCUCAGUGUCUUCGAAGAGAUAUUUUCCCAGUGCAUCGUUCCGGAAAGCAGGGUGGUCAGUGGAAAAGAAAGAAAAAAGCCAAACUCCUCACUUUCCUGUCCCACUGGUAUCAGACUCAGAGUCCUCAGGAUCAUCUAGCAGUUCAGAGCAGCAAAAUCAGAAGAUUCCAUUGCUGCUACCUAGCCCUAGACACCUGCGAGGCGAGACGCUUCCCCUUCAGCUUUGUCAGGAAGUCUCUGAUAAGAACCCAUCCUUGGAGAAGGAAACUGAGCUCCAGUGGAACCAUGAAACCAGAGAGGAGACAACUGAAACCAGCACAGACUCUGCCACUAAGACCUGUCCUGAUACACACCCUUCUCUAUCUCUCAUUCAGCCAUCUUCUGAGACAGUACUGACCACGGACACAAACCCUCAGUUGGAAAUGAAGCAAGUAAAGGUGCCUCUAAGCCCACUGGCCUCCCCACAGUCAUCUCAAGAGACAAUCGGUAUGGGCCAUUCACCUUUGGAAAUACCAAGCCCGCCUGCUGGGUGCUCACCAUCAGAGCCCCUUGCAGGCACUUCUUCAGACUUAACGUCCACAGCUUCUUUUGUCCUGCUGACCCCAACCCCUUGCACAUCACCAGUCACUGGCACCACCUGGCCAACUCCUCAGGCUGACAGGUCUGCUAUACCCUCAGACCCAUCUGCCAUUGUCCCUGCUGCACCCACCACACAGAGUGCUUUGUUUGGGGAGACAAGUAUCCCAACUCCCCAUUUUCCUGAAUCUGCAUCUCCUGUUGUAACCUCUGCUCACCCUGUGUUAAAACCUAUUUUGGGGUCCUUGCACAACAGUGAGAUUGAAAGUUCUUUAUAUUCUAGAAUUUCAGUCACAGCUACAGUGUCUUCAAGUUCUUCUCUCUCCACAACCCCAGGAAUCUUAACACCAACCUUCAAGCCUAUCUUUGGCACUAUAGGGCCACUUAAAGGUAUGCCAGUGAUAGCUCCUUUCUCCUCAGGACAGUCCUCGCCUUCAUUUACUCCUACUUCUACUCAUCUCCUCCAUGGGCUGGUCAAGGCCACCUCCAUGGUCAUGUCAACCACCCCAGCCAGCACAUCCAAAGAGUAUGCUUUUAAGCCACCUUUGGAUUUUAGCAUAGUAAACCUUACGAGCAACAUGGGUAAUACUUCCUCUGACUCGUCCUCUUGCCAAACUUUGCUGCUUGGGGCUACUCAAGUCAUCAGGACUGACUUCUCCCCAACCACAGGUUUCAUUUUCCUACCAAGAGAGCAUCCUCACAUUCCUACUGUACACACAGUCACUAUCUUUAGCCAGGUUCUUCCUAGUGCCAUUCAGACACCUGCUAGCCCUGCUGAUCUUAAAGGUAUGGGAAGCCCUCUGUCAGCCUCAGCCGUAAUACCCACAAACCAGCCUGCAUUGCCACCCAGUAUCUCUAAUCUGAGUCCAGCACUCACACUUCCUGUGGGGUCAAACUCCAAGCCACUUUCCUCACAAUCUCCAGGAAUCACUCCUCAGCCUGUGUUUGGGGCCACUGAUGCACAGAAGCAAGGUCUUCCCCAGCCAGCUCUUGUGCCAGGUUUUAGUAGCUCUUUCAAUUUUACCAACUCACCAAUGGCUUCCUCAACCCCAAUGCCAGCUCCCGCUGAGUCAGUCCUCAGCAGUACCACACAGUCAGCUUGUGGAGGUCUGACACCCUCAGCCUGCACCUUGCACCCCACAGCCAGUGCCCCGCCAGGCUUUGGGAGCACUCCAGCUAGUUUUCCCUUGGGUCAAGCUAACCCAUCUGGCUUGGGAGUUGUCACCCAGAACCAACAGAGUGGGGCAGGUGGUUCUGUAUUUGGCAGCACAGCUCCUCGACCGUUUGCCUUUGGGGGAUUAGUGACCCCUAUGGAUUGUGGGGAGCCUGGGGUCAUUGUGACUGCCCCAGGCUGGAGCUCUGGCUCAGGAGCAGUGCUGAGUACUGUGACAUCCUUUGAAAAAGGUUGGAAUCAAAGCACUCAGGACCUUCCCAACCAGAGCACACCUUUUACCUUUGGGAAGGCUAACAUUUCUGCCCAAAAGACUAUGUUUGGGGAUCCCCCCAUGACUGCCUUUGCUCAGAGCCCUCCUAUCCCUGGAAUCAAGGGAGGAAACAGUUUUGGGAUGUCAUCUCCAUUUGCUCAGGGCUAUGUUGGGAGAGACCCUUCCAGAUCCUUAGCUCCUUCAUUUUCCAUUGGUACAAAACCUAAAACCCCAAGGAAUCGGGAGCAAGGGCAUUCUCGAAGACAUCAUGCCCAUAAGAAAUAG